Pteropus alecto (black flying fox) is the source of this 5064-nucleotide messenger RNA. It is a transcript of the gene LRRIQ1, whose product is annotated as leucine rich repeats and IQ motif containing 1. Gene Ontology annotation, molecular function: protein binding. The record is from RefSeq and is a predicted model, not a curated record. The transcript has 26 exons. NCBI's taxonomy places the organism in Eukaryota, Metazoa, Chordata, Mammalia, Chiroptera, Pteropodidae. Bases 73 to 5064 code for a protein of 1663 amino acids.
UUGCCGUGGUUACACUUUGUUUGGAGCCUCUGGGCGCUGUCUUCCAACCACACGGAGAAAUUUAGCCACUGGAUGAUGGAAGAUAACGAUGAUGAUGAUGCAAAGCUCGAAGAAGAAAUAGAAGCUGAAUUGGAUAAAAUCAGCAUUUCUUCCUUGGAAAAAGAUGAUGGUGGUAGUGAUUCAAAAUCAGAAACCCAGAGUGAUGAUAGUGAUACAGAUUUAGGUGAAUUACCUCAGUCAGUUCUUCACUGUAUUAACAUUAUAAAGAAAAAGAGUAAAACUGCUGAAGAGCUCAUUCUUCAAGAUUUAGAAGAUACUGAUGUUUUAAGCUAUAAUUAUGGAGCAGUUUCUAAUAAUCAUAUGCAUUUAAGGAUAGAAUUAUCAACUGAAUCUAAAGAAAAUCCAGACCAAUUAAUGAAGAUAUUAUCUGAAAUAGAAAAGGAAGAAUUUCUGAGAAGUAAAACCCAUCAUGGCAGUCCUGAUUCUGUACCAGAGCCUGGUCCUCAUCACUUGCCAGUGGAUGAACAUGUUUUUCCAGAUGAUGGGGAAAUAAAUUUUGAAUACUGUGAAGUAGAAGAAAAAUUAAGGCAAUCUUUUGAGGCUUGGCAAGACAAACAAAAAGAACUAGAAGACCAAGAGAAAGAAACCAUCAAAGCUCAAAGGGAUAGAGAAGAAAAGCAAUUUCAAGAAGAAGAAGAAAAGAGACAUCACUGGAUGAAACAAUUUGAAGUUGAAAAGAGGAAAUUAGACAGUAUUCGGAAGCAAGAGCAGGACAAGAUGAAUGAUGAGCUCCAUAAAGAAGAGAAAAUGUGGAAAGAGAAAUUUAAACAGCAUGAGGAGUUUAUUAGAAAUUUGCAUUUACAAAUGGAAGAAGAAAGAACAAGAUUUAAAGACCUACAGAAAAAAGAAAAAAUGCGUUUGUUAAAACUGCGGCAUGAUGCAGCUGUAAAAAUUCAAGCUAAAUAUAGAGCGUUUAUGGCCUACCAAAAAUAUGGUCCAAUUAUAAAAGAACAAAUAGACAAUAAGAAAAGGAAAGCACUAGAGUGGAAAGAAAAGGAAGCAAAAAUACGCCAGAUGGAAGAAGAAAAACGAAAAAGAUUAGAAGAGGAACAAAGGAUAGAAGAAGAGAUAAAAAGGUGGAAGCAAGAGGAAAGGAAAAGGAGAGAAAAAGAAUAUGAAGAAAAAAAGAACAUCCUAAGACAAGAAAAAGAGCAACUACUAAAUAAAGAGAAAUUAAGAUUAAAAGAAGAUGGAAGAAAACAGCUAAUAAUAAGUGGAGCGUUAAAAAAGGGAGAACAUAAUGCCAAACAUUUAAAUGUCAAAGAUACAUCAAAGAAUAACGAUGAUAUAACCAAAAAUCUAGGGGAUGAAAAGUCAAAGAAGUUGGAAGAUGUUCCCCUUUGGCUUGUUAAAGAAGUGAAUAAGAGAGAAAAUGUAGAUAGACAGCUUGUAUUAAAUGAAUCAAUACAAGUACAAUUAGAAGAAUCUACAUUGAACCAAGCAGUUUUGGCAGAAUUUAAAAUGGAAGAAAAAAAUGAAAAUCUAGCAAAAAAACAAUGUUCAGAAAAAUUGGGCAAGCAAGAAAGAAAAUAUGAAAAUAUAGACAAAAAAACUGAAUUGGAAAACCCAGAUUCAAAAGAAAACAUGAAAAAAGGGUUUCAGCUGCAAGAAUUAAAGUCUCUAAUACAAAAAGAAGCAUCUUUGCAACCUGUCAUAAAGGAUAAUAUAAAAGAAACCCAAAUAAUGAUAUUAGGACAUAAUCAAAUCCACGAGGUAAAAAGUAAUGAAGCACAGAAAAAAAUCAAAGUUAAUCAACAGAAUAAGAUACAAAAUGUAGAAAAAGAAGAGAUGUCAGAACAAAAUGGAAUAUUAUAUGGAGAGAAUAACAUUUCAGUGAUUUCAAUGAAACAAAAACUACUACCAUUAGUAUUAGAAAAUUCCAAAGAUAUAAGGGAAAAUUUAAUACUGCAAGAAAAAGAAAUUGCUUUAAAAUCUAAAGGAACCGAGGAGAACCCAAAAGGCAAUGAUCUAAACAGUAACGUUAUUUUUAAUGUCAGUGAUUCUGUGAUAAAUGCAGAAGGCAAAAUAAACAAGCAAAAUUAUAUUUUGGGUAGACAUGCUCUUUGCAAAGACUUGGGUGGGUAUAACGCAAGAAGCUCCUUGGUUUUUAAAGAAUUAAACUCUCUAAAGUCUCAGAUUAAAGAAAUUCCAGAAGAAUGUCAUGAAAAUAGAGCUGAAAGUGAAAAUUUUAUGACCAGUUCUGUACCUGAGCCGACACUUCUAUCUUCUAUUGAAGAAAAGAGACUAGCUUGGAUAAAAUCAUUUAAACCCUGGUUUGAAAUUUUCAAGCAAAAUCAACAAAAGAAGAUUGUUAAGAGAAAGAGACUUGUAAAAUGCCCAGCCAACACUAUGGCCCCUUUGAAUACACUAGAAAUUCUUCAGUGUGGCCCUUGGAAUAAUUUACAACAGGUUACAACAGUUACGUUUCAAGAUUUGCCAGGUUGUAGUCUUUCCACACUGGCAGAGUGUACAAAUCUUCAGUUUUUGUCUCUUCGACGCUGUGGAUUAACUUCUUUGAAUAGCCUGAGUAACUGCAAAAAACUGAAAUACAUUGAUGUACAGGAAAAUAAUAUUGAGACUAUCAACUGUGAAAAUUUGGAAAAUCUCUCUAUUGUUCUUCUUAAUAAAAAUCAACUGACUUCUUUUCAUGGUUUGGAUGGCUGCACUAAUAUCCAAAAUCUUGAACUUUCACAUAAUAAAAUCACACGAAUUGGUGGUUUAGAAUAUCUGAAAAAUCUUCAGCAACUUGUUGUGGACCACAAUCAGUUAAUUAGCACAAAAGGUCUUUGUGAUACUCCUACCAUAAUAUAUCUGGAUUGCUCACAUAAUCAUCUUACCGAAGUUGAGGGUAUUGAAAAUUGUGGAUUGCUCCAAAUACUGAAGUUGCAAGGAAAUUAUCUAAGUGAGCUUCCAUCCUUGGAGAAUCACGUUCUACUAAGAGAACUAUACUUGGAUGAUAACAGCAUUUCAACUGUGGAAGCAUUUUCUUCAUAUUGGCUGCCUUUACUACAAAACCUGACUCUCUCUCAAAACAGCUUGACAAAAAUAAUACCGCUUUUUCAUUUUAUUUCUCUGGAAAAACUAGAUGUCAGCAACAAUUGUCUUUCUGAUCUUACAAGUGCCAUAAAGUGGUUUGGUGCAUGCUAUUCUCUGCGUGAAUUGACUCUCACUGGAAAUCCGUUCCUUCAAGAAAUAAACUGGAGGUAUUCUCUGCUUAAAAUGUUACCUGCUCUAAGAAUCCUCAAUGGUGAAAUGCUAAACUCUUAUUCAGAAAGCUACACUGAAGAACACUAUGAACUAGAAUUGGGACGUUUCCUGGUACUUUGUCAGUCUCAAAUUAGAGAAUUCAACUUACUAAUUGAAAACUAUAUUACUGGAAAAGGAAACAUAUUCACCAUGGAUGCUGCAGAAAAUCUCUGCCAUUAUUUUAAGAAAUUGAUGACACUUAGUAAUGAAUACCGAUAUGCACAUGAACACGGGGAUGGAAGUAUCACCAAGAAAGAUGAAUCAGAAGCCCAACAAAAUCAUUUGGCUCCUACAGACAGUGAUAGCAUACUGCAAAAUAGAGCUCUCUCACCUUGUGCAAAUGAAUGUAAACCGGACUCACCAGAUAUUUCUGAGAAAUGGAUGAACUCUGGUUCUAGUCAUUCUCCAUUAACUAACCCCUCCUUAUGUGAGGAUAUGGAAGGAAGAAAUCAGGAAAAAAUAGUUGACAACGAAAGAGAAAACAGCAAGGCAAGCAGCAUCUCCACUGAAAGAAUCCCAUUGUUGGAAACAGUAAUAACAAAUUCUCUACUGAGGAAUCAUCUAAAUAUUAAACAUUGUGAAAAAACUGUGGCAGCGACAGUAAUCCAGGCAUACUGGCGUGGUUACAUUGUACGCAGACAGAUUCAUUUGUCUACAAAGCUACAUACUGCUGCAACAGGACCCCUGAGAUCCUGGCCAAAUUCCUACAUCAAGAAUCAAACUAUUUUAAAGAAAGAAAAUGGAGAAAAUACUGUGAAUAUCCAAGAACAGAGGGAAAAGGCUGCUAUUCUUAUUCAGGCAGUUUGGAAGGGCUUUCUUUUGCGAAAGAAACUGACAACAGCUCUAGAGGCUAUUAAGGAUGAAGAAUCUGAAGAAGAAUAUGAAGAAAUAGAUUUAGAGGAUUUUACAUUUCAUGAGGCUGCCUUAGAAAAAGAAUGGCUAGCUUUAGAUUCCGCCCGCUUCCCUUCACAAACACUGCUUCUCCCAAACCAGCUGCACUGGCCAAAGUUCUCUGCAACUUUAAACUAUGAUGAUACUUCACUUAAUUUACCAAGUCAGCCAGCUCAAGCAUGGAUGUGUAAUGAGAAAGAAAAUAUGUUUUCAUCGGAAUACAUGCAGUUUAAUGGCAGAUCAGAAAAUAGAACUUUAUCCCGGACACCUGAAUCAAAGACCAGCAGAAAGAAUUUGCUAAAAUCUGAAAAAGAGGAAAAAAUCUCAGAAGAAUGGGGCUUUAAGGAUAUUUCUACUGCUCAGCAAAUGCUGAAGAGAGCACAGAAUAUGAAAUCAAAGAAACUAAGGAAAAAAUUAGAUCCCACUGUGCGCCUAGCAUUAUUCAAAAGCAAUGAAAAUAAAGUUUCUGUUACAAAAUUACCAAAGAAGACAAAACCCAGAAGAAAUAGUUACUUUGAAGGUAAAGAAAAAGAAUUUACCUACAAAGACACCAUGGCACAUGAAAAAUUAGAAAGGAGUAAAGAAUAUACAUACCAAUGGCUUCACACACAGAUUGGAGUUCAUGAAACAACAAGUUCCAGAAAUAUGAAAUGCAACCAUUUCUUGCCUGAGUUAGAUCCAGAUGUACGUAAUGGUGGAAGAGUUCAGCUUGUGGCACGACUUGUAAGCAGAGAAGACACGGAUUUAGACCUUUUUUCCAUGACCAGUGGAAGUGCUUUGUCUGUGAAGAGAGAAAAAAAAAAUCAGGCACACAGACACUCAGCGGGAUCUUCAAGUAAGUUGUGGUUUCCUUCAGAAUUAAUUUAG